This is a messenger RNA of Encephalitozoon intestinalis ATCC 50506, 468 nucleotides long. RefSeq names its product DNA-directed RNA polymerase II subunit E'. Gene Ontology annotation, molecular function: single-stranded DNA binding; translation initiation factor binding; single-stranded RNA binding. The record is from RefSeq and is a predicted model, not a curated record. Gene Ontology annotation, biological process: transcription initiation at RNA polymerase II promoter; DNA-templated transcription; positive regulation of nuclear-transcribed mRNA poly(A) tail shortening. The transcript has a single exon. Gene Ontology annotation, cellular component: RNA polymerase II, core complex; P-body. Bases 1 to 468 code for a protein of 155 amino acids. NCBI's taxonomy places the organism in Eukaryota, Fungi, Microsporidia, Unikaryonidae.
AUGUUUUUCGUGAGAGACUUUACACAAAACAUUCACUUGAGUCCAAGCUAUCUAGGCCCAAAUAUACAGACUCUUAUAGAAGAAUACUUGCUGAGCAAAGUCGAAGGGUCAUGCAGCUCCAGUGGAUAUGUAAUUAUGGUUCUUAGUAUAGAUGAAAUAAGUGAAAGCAGAAUCAUUUUGACGGGAGAGACCAUAUUUACUGUUAAGUACAAAGCGCUUACGCUAAAGCCACUGAAAGGGGAAAUAGUGGAUGCGAAUGUUGUUGAAACAAACAAAAUGGGGGUGUUUGCGUCUGUUGGGCCUCUUACGGUGUUUAUAUCUAACCAUCAAAUACCUAACUUUCUAUUGGAAAAUGAGAUAACAAAGGAUGUGAUGAUUAGAUUAAAGAUCAUUGGAACUAAGAUAGACUCUACCAAGAUAUAUGCAGUUGGGACUUUAAAUGAUGAUUCUCUGGGCAUAAUCUGCUGA